This is a messenger RNA of Thunnus maccoyii (southern bluefin tuna), 3956 nucleotides long. RefSeq names its product gem (nuclear organelle) associated protein 4 (gene gemin4). NCBI's taxonomy places the organism in Eukaryota, Metazoa, Chordata, Actinopteri, Scombriformes, Scombridae. The record is from RefSeq and is a predicted model, not a curated record. The coding region runs from base 260 to 3709 and encodes 1149 amino acids. Gene Ontology annotation, cellular component: SMN complex. The transcript has 6 exons. Gene Ontology annotation, biological process: spliceosomal snRNP assembly; rRNA processing.
CUCUUGUCUGACGUCACGCUGCUGCAGAACAGCGGAAGCGCUUUAUACGAAAUGUUGACAUGCUGCUGAAAACCUGUUCAGAGUUCCUCAGGUUGACGGAUUUUCAGCUGUAUCGGCUUCAUUGCUGUAUGUCGUGAAGCACUGCUGGUUGAGUUUACUAUAUGGACUCUUCUGAUUGUCACUCUGUGGUGCAGCUCAUGAAUAGGAAUUGAAAACUUGACCAAAACUAGCAACAACCUGCAUUUAGCUACCGGCAGCUAUGACACUGAUGAUGGAUAAAGAUUCGGCCGUUCUUCAGGGUGCUUUCCUACUGGCUGAUAAACUGUGUCUCCCUUCUUCCCUGUCCUCCCUUCAAAAAGCUGACUGGAGCAGGGUGGGGCAUCCGGUCCUGGCAGCAGUCAGAGAAAUCUGCGGCCAGGAGGAACUCGGUGGUCCUCCCAACAGCAGGGCUGCCUCCUGGAAAAAGAAAUUAGUUUGUGUUGUGUGGUUGAAGCUGCUGUGCAGGGAGACUGGAGAGGACGUUGAGACGGCGUGGAGGGAGAACCCUUUCUUCCCUCUCCAGAACGCACUCCCUGAGGUCAACCAUGUCGUCCUCCUGGAACUGGUAAAGUCCAUGUCAGCUUCAAAGAUAUUUGCGCAUCUCCUCCUGUGUCUUCCUCAGUCUCAGAUCUGCUGCGAGCUGGAAAGGCUGACGCAACAUGUGAAGAGCAGCCCUACAAGCGAGGAUGAUGUCCGCCUCUUUCUGGAGCUGUGGUGGGAACUGUGGAAAGGCAGAGAUGAGCGGACAGCAGGGGGAGAGGAGAGUAUAGAGAUGAUGUUCGCUAACCAGUUUGCUCGUCUCACCACCAAGACCGCCAGUAUGUCCCCUCAAGCCGCCAAGAGGUUUAAACUAGACACAUCAGCAUCAUCGCCAAACACUGACAUCCUGUACAUUCUCCUUCACACACUGAAAGACUUAAGAGAUCACAUAUCUACAACAGACCUCUGCCUCCACGCCCUCGCCAUCUCUCUUGAUGUUCUUUACACGUCCUUCCUGAUAGAACGAGCGGUCAAGCUUCCAACUGAAGAGAAGAUGCACAUCCUGUCUAAAGCUGUCAUCAUCAGAGAAAAGAACAAUGAGAAACUCAGUCCUGAACUCAUUCAGGAGGUUCAGAGAGACCUCAGUACCUCUUACACCCCAUCUCGGUUUCAGCCUAGUCAGAUGAAGCUAACUGAAGCCUUGCAGAUUGUUAUAGAACUUGCACAGUUUUGGCAAAACAGUGGGUUUCUGAAAGUGUGUGACAACUCUAAUCCCAGUUACUCUGCAUUCAAACUACAGCAAAGUGCCCAGAGAGUCCUGACAGCUGUAGAGGAAGCUGACGUGCCUGAAGCUAUGACAGAAAUGGGUGUUAAAGAGGCUGUGAAGAAUGUGCUGAGAGGUUUGUUGGAGUCUCUGUCCUUCCCUGCCAUAGAGAGCACCCCUGAAGUGAAUGUGAGGGUCACCACAACCAUCAUCAGUCACCGUCUGGAGGACUAUCACUACUUUGCAGUGUUAUUUGCCCGUGAGAGGAGCUGGGCGGACUGUGAUGAGCACUGGUUGGACUGCCUGGAAAAGAACCAAGCGGCCUUCCAGCAUCACGACACGCUGAUGAAACUCUCCUCCACCCUGACAAGUAAACUCCACAGCGAGGGCUCCACUGUGAGCCAGUGCAGGAAGCUGAUGAAAGUCGUUGCAGACAUUUUCUCUGCGCUUUCCUUAGAAGAUAAGAAUAAAGCGUUGGCUGCCAUGCUCAGACUGUCCAGCAGGGGGUUCUUCGGGGGCUCCGUUCCCUCCACUGUGACUGACGGGUUUGAGCAGGAGCUCAACAUGGCCUUCAACUGCAUCAUCCAAGGAGGGGGUGGAGCACCAGCAGCAGCGCUGCAGGGCAACCUGAGCACAGCUGUCUCUUUAGUAGCGAGAGUGGCGUUUCAGAACCCAGAGGCCACUUUGAGGUCUUGCUGCCAUUCAGCAAUUUUCAAUAAAGGAGCUUUUGCUCUCAUGGCUAAGAUCCUGCAGCAGCUGCCUGGACUCAGAGGACAGAGGGAAAGAAGAGGAGCAGAUGAGAACAUAGACAGAAGAAGGGGUCCUAUGAGUAGUAGCGGUCUACUCUGCUGGUGUCUACAGGAAGUGAUCAGGACCAGGUCAUUGUCAGACAAUGAAAAGGAUCAGUUCCUCAAGUUUCUGGGUCUGCUCAUGAUGCCAGUCAUGACAGUUGAGGGAGAAGAAAAGAGGUUUCUGUCACCUCAGGAAGUCGUGAAUACCUUCGUCCUGCCUAACCUCUCCUCUAUGGGUCACAGCUCCGUUGAUAAAGAGCUGAGUCUGCAACUUCUCCACACUGCCUUGUGUGUGGAUGUCCAUGAAGUGGCUUCUUCUCCUCACUGGGUGCUGGACUGCUCUCCGUUUCCUCUGCUCUACGUCCUGGCCCAGCUGCACAACCAGGCUCUCAGGUGUUGGGAGCAGACACCAGAGGGUGCUGUUCACCACUGGUCCAUGGACACCAAGGAGCUGCUGGUGUCAGUGCUGACCUCACUGGGGCAGGUGGUGGGUGCAGAGGUGGCGGCGGUCCCCAGCAGCUGGUCCAGAGCUCUGUUCUGGCUCUACAACAAGAUGGAGGAGCUGGACUGGACGGUCCGCUUCCACCUGAAACCUGUGUGGGGGGAACACUUCAAAAACGAGGUGCCCUCCUCACUGCUGACUGUGUGUGAUCUACCUGAGCAGGAGUGGUCAGGUUUGGAUCUGCCCCAGUAUGGCCAGGGCACUGGUCUCUUGGCCUGGAUGGAGUGCUGCUCUUUAUCCGACUCUCUACGGUCCACCAUGCUGUCCCGUCUCUCUCUGGACCAGAGCCGGCCCGACCAUGUCGGCAUGUUCAGCAAAGGCCUGCUGGUGGCCCUGACCCAGGCACUGCCCUGGUGCUCCGUCUCCCAGUGGAGCCGUCUGCUGGGAGCCUUGAAGGAGCUGAUCGCCUCGGGUCGCCUCUACGUCCCCUUCUCGCUGGAGUACGUGGACUUCCUGCCCCUUCUGGAUCUGAGGAGGUUUUCAUGUGAGCUCCGCCUGUCAGUGCUUCUGCUCCGGGUCCUACAGCUGCUCUGUGGCUCCAGCUGCUCUCACUGGCUGUCAGUGGACGGCUGGGCCCAUGUUGGCAGGUUAUACGCUCACGCUGUGAGGGAGAUGAUGAACUCACUGAGAGCCAAGCUGCCUCUCCCUUCAUCUGGUACUUCAACUGUCUCUCCUACAGGCUCUGCUUCAACUCCUCCUAAAACACCAGCGUCCAGAGACUCCAGUCUGUCCUGCACUGCAGUCAAAAGUCCUAAAGUGUCCAAAGACUCUUUAAAAGAUGUCAAACAAGUUGAAGAAGAUUCACCUCUGAAAUCAAAAGCGUCACAAAUGGAGGAAGAGGUAGAGACAUUUCCCAGCCAGGAAGUCCUUUUUGUUCUCAGCCAGCUCUUCUGUCAUGUUCAGCACAUCCAGGUGAUGAUGCCAGGAGGCCAGUGUGAGCCUCUGUUCCUGUGCAGUCUGGAGAUCCUCAGUCACUACGAGGCCAUCAUGGCUGCCUUUCCAGACAGCAGCAGCCCGCUGGAGAGCGACAACACCAGGCACUUCUUGUCCACCAUCACAGACAAUCUGGAGAACCAGGAGAUGAAGGCUGUACUGCAGCAGAAGAUCGCUCAGCUCGUGUCAUCUGCUGCCUGAUCAUUUUUGUUUCUUCAUCUGUAGUUUACUGAUGUAGGAUGCAGAUUUUCUUAAACGUGUGUAAGAAGCUCUUAUCUGCUACUUUAAAUGUGAAAAAACUGUCUGUAGAUUUUGAGCAUGUUUGGUGAGAAACUAUAUGAUUUCAGUUGUCAAUGUCAUACUCUGCACUCAGCUAACUGAACCCAGACAUGAUUAUUAAGUGAUGAGUUUGGAAUCUGGGGGAAUAAAAAGCCAUUAUUUCACAGCA